AUGUCCGAACCUAGCACCAAGAGAAUUCAAUAUCAGAGAGAAGAUCGUUCGCACUACAACCGACAACGGAUCGAACUUCCUGAAAGAGUUUAUGGGCAGUCUGACGAGAACAACAAUCCUGAACCUGUAGGAGAGGGUGAUGGAGAAGAGGAUGACGGUGGCCAAAAUGAUGAUUCCAAUGAAGAGGAAAGCAUUGAGGGUGUUGAAUUUGUUGAUGCCGGAGCCCUGUUAAAAGAAGAUGACUACUUGGAAUACCAGCUACCCAAGCACCAUCGCUGCGCCUGCCACCUGCUCAAUUUAGUGUCAACAGUUGAUGCUUCUAAAGCAGAGAGCAACCCAUUGUACAAGCGUGUGGCAAGGUCCACAUUUUCCAAAUGCUCUAGCUUGUGGAACAAAAGUUCAAGAUCAAGCACUGCAGCUGAAGCAAUUGAAGACCACUGUAAACUACAACUCGUAAGGCCUGUGCCGACAAGGUGGAAUUCACUCUUUUCAGCUGUAGAAAGAAUAGUGAGAAUCACCAGAGAACAAGGAGAAGGAGCCCUUGCAGCUGUCUGCACUGAAUUAGGUACACCUAAGUUUACUCCAGUGGAACUCGCAUUUCUUGCAGAAUAUGCCAAGACAAUGUCUCCAGUUGCGAAGGCACUUGACGUUCUCCAAGGAGAAACAAGUGUGCAGAUGGGAUGGUUGGUCCCCACUAUUACACUACUUGGAUCCAAGCUCCAUCACCUUCACGCCGCCUCCAAGUUUUGUGAGCCUUUGAUUGCAGCACUUCUCGUAGGCCUGGACAAACGCUUCGGAGAGAUGCUUGCCGAUCCAGAGCUGAUCGCCGCAGCCAUUCUAGUCCCGAAAUUUAAGACCUACUGGACAAGUGAGGAAAAUAUCCUCAAAUGUGGCCUUGACGAUAUCAGAAGCCACUUGGACUGUCAGGCCGAGAAUCACGGCAGUGAGGGGUCCCAAUCAUCUGAGGAAGAGGACUUCUUUUCCUCCUUGAAGAAGACUGGCCCUUUUGAAACGUCCCAGCAGUUGGAUGCGUACCUGGGGUGCCAAGGAGACACAGUAGAGGUACUGAAGACCUUCCCAGCUGUAUGA
Messenger RNA from Gadus chalcogrammus (walleye pollock), 1089 nucleotides. RefSeq lists its product as uncharacterized. The record is from RefSeq and is a predicted model, not a curated record. Bases 1 to 1089 code for a protein of 362 amino acids. The transcript is spliced from 6 exons. NCBI's taxonomy places the organism in Eukaryota, Metazoa, Chordata, Actinopteri, Gadiformes, Gadidae.